Molecule: messenger RNA, 1514 nt
Organism: Cladophialophora immunda
Lineage: Eukaryota; Fungi; Ascomycota; Eurotiomycetes; Chaetothyriales; Herpotrichiellaceae
Exons: 1
Coding region: 94-879 (261 amino acids)
Source: RefSeq, a predicted model, not a curated record
CCCGUAUCACCACCACCCAGUUGUCCAUAUCUUCAAUCCUUCUAUCCAACUUAACGGGCGUAGUCUUCUCAAUGCACAUACCUCCCAAUCACAAUGUCUCUGGCUGACUCAUGCUGUACCUGUGCCACGCUCCUCUCGGACGCAAAGGUGCCCUACGACCCUCACUCCGAGAAGUCACUGCUGCAUCAUCGACAACUGGAUUGCUGCUCCCGAUUCAUAUGCGCGACGUGUCAGUAUAAGAAUCCCCGGUUUCAGGCCUACUGCCCAUUCUGUCAGAUAUCUUCCGGCCCGUCUGCAUUACCUAGAGAAGGGCUCCGGCUGCCGCCCUCAUACACCAAGACUGCGGCUUCAAGGGGUUCGAGAAGGGCGGAGUCGCCACCACCUUCAUAUGAUGAUUCGAUAGCACCUAGGCGGCUGCCAGAGCAGAGUGCAGGCCCGCCAGCGGACACUGACGAUACAGUUCACUUUGUGGGGUCUGAGGACUCGUUACAGUCAUUGUCGCUGGCGUACAAAGUGCCCAUUCCCGUCCUGCGACGCUACAAUAACCUCUAUUCUGACCAGCUCCUCGCCGCUCGCAAAUGGAUCCUCGUUCCGAAAUCCCACUACACCGGCCCUCCUUUAUCCACGCCACCGGAUGCAGAAGAGGAAGAACGCAAGACAAAGUUGCGGAGGUGGAUGAUCGCCACCAAAUGUGCGGACUAUAAUGUCGCCCAGCUAUACCUCAAAGGCAGUGACCAUAAUCUGGAACUUGCCGUGGAGGCGUUCAGAUCAGACGAGGAAUGGGAGAAGAGUCACCCGCUGAAAGGGAAGGGGAAAGAGAGUGAGAGGCAUAGACGACCAUAUGGAACGGGCGGGAGUAUUUCUGGGCAGCUGCCAUGACACCGUUGAUGCCUUUCGACGAAGUGACGACCCAUUGACGAGAAAAUAACGCGGUGCAACAAGAUAUGCCUUCUCUGGUCCUCUCACGCAUGCCGAUUCUUGCAUCUGGACAGAUGUGGUCGUUCCAGGUAUCUAUCUACUCGGUCCCAGAAGCUCUCAAUCGGUGUUGUCUUUACAGUGGGCUGGCGAUUGCGUGUUAUCCUGGGACUUUUCAGUUCCUUGCAAUGAUCCCUGCAUAUCACCGGCGAGGCCCCUGAUUCAAGACGUUCGAGGGCGAUGGCGGCUCCUGGAGGCUUUUGGGACGUUUGGUUUCUCGGCGGGUUGGAUCACGAGAAGAUCUCGCCACGACCAGAAUCUUAAAUCCUCUAUCUUACCAUUGCGGUCCGCAGCCAAGGGUGGCUUUGGCUUUGUCGCUAUAUCCCUCUGCCUUCCCGAUCUCGUGUCGGAACGACCAAUCCUGCGCUGUGCUCUGGCUUCGGAGGAAACUUCGGUCGGGAUGUGACUGCGAGACCAGGGUCGUAUGCAGACUAAGCGGCGUUUCAGGCGCCCAGACGACAACGCGGUACUCCAGACCUACUGUAGCUAGUCCAAGGCUUCGCAAAGCAUUAUUUGUAGCUCCUGCGCCGAGUACAGCU